AUGCACGAGGCUUGGCUAGUUAUAGGUGAUUUCAAUAAUGUUUUGUCUGUUAAUGAUCGACUCAAUGGGAAACCUGUGCAACAAGCUAAACUUGUGGAUUUUCAAGAAUGCAUAAGAUAUAUUGGACUAGGGCAAUUGAAUAGGAAAGGGUGUCAAUGGUCAUGGUAUAAUAAAAGGGAUGCAGAGAGUAGAAUAUACAACAAUAUUGACUGGGCAUUUGGGAAUGCUUCUUGGCUUACUCAUUAUAGUAGCCUAGAGGCAGUUUUUGAAUUGCCAGGAGUUUCUGACCAUUCCCCUAUUAUUAUUAACACUAAUAUAGCCAAAAAUCACCUGCCAAAGCCAUUUAGACUAUAUAAUGUGAUGUUGAAUCAUAAGGAGCUUGAAGGGGCUGUUCAUGAGGUGUGGAAUCAACAAGUACAUGGACAUACUAUGCACUCAAUCUGGCUGAAGUUACAGAGGUUGAAAGAUAAGACAAAACAUAUGAAUAAGGAAAUGUCUUCACUGGACAAAAAGAUUGGCCAACUCAGGGAGCAACUGCAGAAUACUCAAGGAGAGCUUGAUGAAGAUCCAUUCAACAUUCAGCUAAUAACCAAUGAAAAGGAGUUGCUACUGUAG
Messenger RNA from Nicotiana tabacum (common tobacco), 615 nucleotides. The record is from RefSeq and is a predicted model, not a curated record. Lineage: Eukaryota; Viridiplantae; Streptophyta; Magnoliopsida; Solanales; Solanaceae.